Molecule: messenger RNA, 4605 nt
Organism: Prinia subflava (tawny-flanked prinia)
Lineage: Eukaryota; Metazoa; Chordata; Aves; Passeriformes; Cisticolidae
Product: zinc finger protein ZFP2-like
Exons: 3
Coding region: 482-3217 (911 amino acids)
Biological process (GO): regulation of transcription by RNA polymerase II
Cellular component (GO): nucleus
Molecular function (GO): DNA-binding transcription activator activity, RNA polymerase II-specific; RNA polymerase II cis-regulatory region sequence-specific DNA binding
Source: RefSeq, a predicted model, not a curated record
CCCCGCCCCUCGCCGGCUGCAGCCGCGUCCGGGCGCUGUUUGCUCCCAGUUCCCUCCCAGUGCUCCCAGUAAGAGCCAGACUGGGAGGGAAAGUGCUCCCGAGUCCUGCCCGCUGCUCCCGGGAUCGCUGCCGGGGCCGCGCGGGGCGGGGCCGCUUUGGAACCCCCCCAGGGCAGAGCGCGGCUGCUUUUGGGGGUCGGCACCGCCCGGGCCGGGCUGGGAGCGGAGGAGGAGCGGGAGGAAGAGGAGGGACACAGGAGGAGGAAGAGGAAAGGCGGGAGCGGCAGGAAGAGGCGGAGCGGGAACACGAGGGACAGAGGAGGAGGAGGAAGACGAAAAGCGGGAGGAAGUUCCCGCCUGGGACCCGCAGGUGAGCGGGGAGGGGGAGCUCGCCCCGAAUCCAUCGCGGGGCUCUCCGGGAGGGUUUUUGUGCGGCCCAGGGCGUGUUCGGAUCUUGCAGGAGCCCGAAGCCGAGCCGGAGAUGGCCCUGGAGGGCUCCGGGCAGCAGCCGGUGGGAGAGGCCGCUGUGAGCGGCUCCGCGGCGCAGGAACGCAACGGGGAGGAAAAGCCGCGGAGAUGCCGCACGAGGAGGGGCUGCAAACGCAGAUCUCGGGGCUCCGAGCACGAAAGAUCCACCCCGGGCCGGGGAGGCGGCCGCAGCUCGGAGCUGGGGGUCCCUGAGCAGCCUCAGGAGGGGGAGAAGCGCCACAAGUGCUCGGAGUGUGGGAAGAGCUUCAGGUGGAGAUCCGUACUCAUCAUCCACCAGAGGAGCCACACUGGGGAAAAGCCCUACGAGUGUGGGGAGUGCAAGAAGAGGUUUCAGACCAGCUACAAUCUCCUCCUGCACCAGCAGAUUCACACGAAUGAGAGGCCCUUCCGCUGCCGCGACUGCGGGAUGGGCUUCAAGCAAAAGUCCCACCUCAUCAGGCACCAUCGCAUCCACACCGGGGGGAGGCCCUACGAGUGUGAGCAGUGUGGGAAGGGCUUCAGGUCAAGCUCCCAACUGAUCAACCACCAGACGAUCCACACUGGAGAGACGCCCUAUGAGUGUGAGCAGUGCAAGAAGAGGUUUCAGACCAGCUCCCAGCUCCUCCGGCACCAGCGGAUUCACACAGAUGAGAGGCCCUUCCGCUGCCUCGACUGCGGGAUGGGCUUCAAGAGAAAUUAUAACCUCGUCACCCACCGGCGCAUCCACACCGGGGAGAGGCCCUACGAGUGUCCUCAUUGUGGGAAGAGCUUCAGCCAGAGCUCCUACCUGAUCAUCCACCAGAGGAGCCACACGAAGGUACGGCCCUACGAAUGUGGAGAGUGUGGGAAGAGCUUCAGCACGAGUUCUACCCUGAAUCUGCACCAGAGGAGCCACACUGGGGAAAGGCCCUACGAGUGUGAGCAGUGCAAGAAGAGGUUUCCCAAAAGCUCCCAGCUCCUUCGGCACCAGCGGAUUCACACAGAUGAGAGGCCCUUCCGCUGCCCCGACUGCGGGAAAGGCUUCAAGCAAAACUCCAACCUGAUCACCCACCGGCGCAUCCACACCGGAGAGAGGCCCUACGAGUGUGAGCAGUGCAAGAAGAGGUUUCAGACCAGCUCCAAUCUCCUCAAGCACCAGCGGAUUCACACGGAUGAGAGGCCCUUCCGCUGCCCUGACUGCGGGAUGGGCUUCAAGCAAAACGCCACCCUCAUCACCCACCGGCGCAUCCACACCAGGGAGAGACCCCACGGGUGUCCCCAAUGUGGGAAGAGCUUCUGCAGCAGCUCAACCUUGACCCGACACCAACGGAGCCAUGAGGGGGAGAAGCCCCACAAGUGCUCGGAGUGUGGGAAGAGCUUCAGGUGGAGAUCCUACCUCAUCAUCCACCUGAGGAGCCACACCGGGGAGAGGCCCUACGAGUGUGGGGAGUGUGGGAAGAGCUUCAGUCAAAGCUCUGUCCUGACUCUCCACCAGAGGAGCCACACCGGGGAGAGGCCCUACGAGUGUGAGCAGUGCAAGAAGAGGUUUCCCACCAGCUCCCAGCUCCUCCUGCACCAGCGGAUUCACACGGAUGAGAGGCCCUUCCGCUGCCCCGACUGCGGGAUGGGCUUCAAGGCCAAAUCCACCCUCAUCAACCACCAUCGCAUCCACACCGGGGAGAGGCCCUAUGAGUGUCCUCACUGUGGGAAGAGCUUCAGGCAGACGACCACUCUGAUUGCCCACAAGAGGACCCACAUGGGGGAACGGCCCUACAAGUGUGGGGAGUGUGGGAAGGGCUUCACCCGGAGCUCUGUCCUGACUCUCCACCAGAGGAGCCACACCGGGGAGAGGCCCUACGAGUGUGACCAGUGCACGAAGAGGUUUCCCACCAGCUCCAAGCUCCUCGUACACCAGCAGAUUCACACAGAUGAGAGGCCCUUCCGCUGCCCGGACUGCGGGAAAGGCUUCAAGCAAAACGCCCCCCUCAUCAGGCACCGGCACAUCCACACCGGAGAGAGGCCCUACGAGUGUGACCAAUGCAAGAAGAGGUUUCUCACCAGCUACAAGCUCCUCCAGCACCAGCUGAUUCACACAGAUGAGAGGCCCUUCCGCUGCCUCGACUGCGGGAAGGGCUUCAAGGACAAAUCCACCCUUGUCAAACACCGGCGCAUCCACACCGGGGAGAGGCCCUUCGAGUGUCCUCAUUGUGGGAAGAGCUUUAACACAAGCUCCUACCUGAUCAUCCACCAGAGGAGCCACACGGGGGAACGGCCCUACGAAUGUGCAGAGUGUGGGAAGAGCUUCAGCACGAGGUCUACCCUGAAUCUGCACCAGAUGAUCCACACUGGGGAAAGGCCCUACGAGUGUGAGCAGUGCAAGAAGAGGUUUCCCAAAAGCUCCCAGCUCCUUCGGCACCAGCGGAUUCACACAGAUGAGAGGCCCUUCCGCUGCCCCGACUGCGGGAUGGGCUUCAAGGCCAAAUCCACCCUCAUCAGCCACCGGCGCAUCCACACCGGAGAGAGGCCCUACGAGUGUGAGCAGUGCAAGAAGAGGUUUCAGACCAGCUCCAAUCUCCUCAAGCACCAGCGGAUUCACACGGAUGAGAGGCCCUUCCGCUGCCUCGACUGCGGGAUGGGCUUCAAGGCCAAAUCCACCCUCAUCAGGCACCGGCGCAUCCACACCAGGGAGAGACCCCACGAGUGUCCCCAGUGUGGGAAGAGCUUCUGCAGCAGCUCAGCCUUGACCCAACACCAACGGAGCCAGCACUGAGGGAAGCCCUGUGAGUGCCCCGAUGCGGGAAGAGCUUCGUGCGCUGCUCCAGCUCCAUCCCCCAUGGGAGGAUCUCCCCUGGAUGAUCCCCAGUGACCCCCGGUGGGCAGAGCCCCGGUGAUCCGCGGUGCCGGUGAUCCGUGUUGGGCACACACCUGGCUGGGGACUGUGCAUCCUCCUGGCUCCCCGUGGCCUCAAUUGUCUUUUCAUUUCUCUCUGUCUUUUUAAAUCAACCAAAACCAAGGUGAAAAUAAAGAUUUUGAACAAAGACCUCUAUGGGGAGAUGGGCGGAUCUUCUUCGGGUGUGGGGGAUGAUGGUUGGAAAGGAGUUGAGUGUAGCUCAGAGCUUUGGGCUCCCCAGGCCGAGCAGCUCCAGCUGCGCUGGGAGAACCUGGUGGAGGUUCAGGGGCAGCUGAUCAAGGACCCACUGCCCUGGGACUGUCCCCCUGUUCCUGGUGUCCCCUUUCCAGGAUCUCCCUUUUCCCACUGUCACUCCCCUUGCCCGUUCCUGUGUCACCCCUUCCUGGUCUUUCCCUGCUCCCAUCCCAGUCCCCAUCUCUUUCCCGCUCUCAUUCCCUGUCCCGUAGUCUCUGUCUGGUUUCAGUUCCCACAUUCCCAAUCCCAUAUUCCCUGCCCUGUUCCCGUUCUCAUAUUCUUAGUCACACUGCAGGUCCUGGAUUUCCAUUGCGUUUUUCCCUGUCCUGUUCCCAUAUUGCCAUUCCUAGUCCUGCUCCUGUAUUCCUGUUUCUGACAGUGGCCCCUCUUCCUAAUCCCCAGCCCAUAUUCUCUCUCCACUUCUUGUUCCCAUAUUAUUUCCUGUCCCAUUUGCACAUUCCCCUGCCUGGUCCCAUUCCUGGUCUUUCUCCAUGCACUGUCCCAUUCCUGGUCUCAUUCCCGAAUUACCUGUCCCAUUCCGGUAUUCCCGUUCCCAUUGCUGCUCGCUGUCCCCAUUCCCUGGAUCAUUCCCAGUCCCUGUCACCUAUUUCCAGUCCUGUUCUCAGGGCCUGUCCUCAUUCCCAGGUCCUGUCCCCAUUCCUGGUCGUGUCCCAUAUUCCCUGUCCCAUUCUUGGGCCCUGUCCCCAUUCCCAGUAUCCUUCCCAGUGCCUGUCUCCUAUUUCCAUGUCCAUUCCCGGUCCCUGUCCGUGCUCCAAAUCCCUGUCCACACUCACGGUCCUUUCCCUGUGGCAUUUCCAGUCUUAUCCCUAUUCCCUGUCUGUAUUCCCAGUGCCUGUCCCCAUUCCCAGUCCUGUCUUGUAUUCCAGGUUCAAUUUUGGUGACAUUCCCUAUUCUUAUACCCAUUCCCCAAUUCUAAAUCCCUGUACCCAGUCCCGGUCCGAUUCCUUGUGCUGGUACCAUGCCCAGGCUCUGCUGCCUUUCCCUAUCCCCAU